Molecule: messenger RNA, 1082 nt
Organism: Drosophila bipectinata
Lineage: Eukaryota; Metazoa; Arthropoda; Insecta; Diptera; Drosophilidae
Product: phenoloxidase-activating factor 2-like
Biological process (GO): proteolysis
Molecular function (GO): serine-type endopeptidase activity
Source: RefSeq, a predicted model, not a curated record
GACGAUAUUGGAACUGAUCCUUUAUCAACAAACAUAACCACAAACACAACCACAACCAUUGAAGUACCGAUAUAUAUAAGAAAGCCGUGUGGAUUCACUAAAUACUGUGUAAAACACGAAGAGUGUGGAAGUCGUACUGGAAAAAUAAUCAUUGAAUUAGAUAGACCCGAAAACUACCUGUGCCAUUAUUUGGAAACUUGCUGCGAAGAAAGCGAAAUAAAAAAAUCCCCAUCUCCACGUGAAGUCAAUUCAGCAAAUAAUCAGUGCGGGAUUACCAAUGUGGAAGGCCUUUAUAUGACUGUGAAAAGCAGUGGCAACGAGACUAGCUUUGCGGAGUAUCCCUUCGUGGUAGCCAUUCUGGACUCGGCAUCGAAUCCCAUAUGCAACGGUGUCCUGAUAAGUCACACGGUGGUUCUGUCGGCAGCUUCCUGUUUUCCUCCAAAUGAGACCAUGAUAGUGAGGGCUGGCGACUGGGACCUUCUAACGGACAACGAGAUAGUCCCGCACGAAGAUCGCUUAGUCAAGAAAACCAUUGUGCAUAAAAAGUUUAUAUUGUCAGAUUUCCUAUACAAUUUAGCAUUGGCGAUCCUGGAGAGCGCCUUUCCGCGUACAAGGCACAUAGUUCCCGUUUGCAAAUACGAUGAUCUUGGCACCUCGAUACUUAACACUAGCUGCAUUGCCGUAGGAUGGAAUGUAUUUAAAUAUGCUAAAUUUCCGCCAGAAAGAAAUAUUGUUUUUAAGAUGGACGUAGACACCACAAAGACUUCUAAAAGUGAUUGGGAUGGAAGCAUCAAGUCAAGUGUCAGCCUCUCCAGGCGCUAUAAUUUUAUGGGAUCACCUCUUAUCUGUCCCAACGAGAGGAACCAAUACUUUGUAGUGGGAAUAUGGAGCUACAUGACCGGCGAGAAAAACCAACCCGUUUUUGCUAACGUUACAAAGAAUCGUGAAUGGAUUAAUGAGCACCUAAUGCGUGACGGGGAAUUUUAAAAUUAAAAUCCUUAAUCCAAUUCUAUUUCGAACAACAUGAAUAAUAUUUGAGGAAUAAAACAAAGGAUGUUGGCUCCUUGCGUUGCACACCUUUA